Messenger RNA from Tigriopus californicus, 1310 nucleotides. RefSeq lists its product as uncharacterized. The coding region runs from base 81 to 1244 and encodes 387 amino acids. The transcript has 4 exons. NCBI's taxonomy places the organism in Eukaryota, Metazoa, Arthropoda, Copepoda, Harpacticoida, Harpacticidae. The record is from RefSeq and is a predicted model, not a curated record.
ACACUAUUUCCGCUUGCAUCACAUCAUUUUUCUGGCAACCGACAUCGGAAGGUGGUUAAGCUUACCCUAAAUCAGACAACAUGAACUUCUGGGCGUGCCUUCUCCUAAUCCCAAGCCUAGUCACUUGUCAAGGAGAUCCUCCCCUCAACCGACCUUUAUUUGAUCGCGUCUUUGAACCCGUCCUUGGUGAGAUUGGAACCGUUAAGUUCAUCGAGGAGCAGGUGAACACAAUCGGUGGACAAAUCAAUCAUGGUAUUGAUUUCAUCCAUGACACAGAUCACGGUUCUCGCAUCUGCAACCUUGAUCAACCGUUCAAUCAAGGGGUGUGUUUCAAAGCAUUCACUUGCGGAGCCUUAGGUGGAGUGGAUGUGGGAACUUGUUCCACACCCACUCCCAAGUCUACGUGUUGCAAAUUUACCAGAACUUGUGGACAAUCCAGUGCCGAAACAGUCACUUAUUUUAGCUCUGAACCAACCAAACCUGUCCGGGAAUGCGAAGUGAUCAUCAAAUCUCGAUCAGGGGCGUGUCAAUUUCGAGUGGACUUUCUCGAGUUUGACCUUCCCAAGCCUCACGAAUCCGGAGUGUGCUUUCCCAACAAGAGCCUGGAGAUCUUCCAUCCAGGAUUAAAACGGUUUGUGUUCGGCAAAGGGAACUCGUUUUUUUGUGGAAUGAACAGUGGUAAUCACUUUUACCUGCCAAUCACGAGGAGAAAUGAGGAGAUCCGGUUCAGGUUCCGGAAUGCCGAUUCCUCGCAAUCCUUCAAGUACGCCAUCCGCGUCACUCAAGUGGACUGCCGUUCCCGCUUGGACGAUAUGCUGGCCCUCCGUGCUCCAGAUGGUUGUACUCAAUGGUUCACUAAACCUCGUGGUGGCUUAGCCUCCUACAACUACGACGGAAUGUCCCGAAUCGCCCCUGCCCAAGAAUACACCGCUUGUUUCAACGCCACCUCUGCCUGUGCCUUGGCCUUUGAAGAGCGAGAUUUCCGAUUAGGCACCGAUGUAACCUGCCACGGCCCAGGAACUUGUGUCUGUCGGCGUGCCUACUUGGCCUUGCCUUUAGCCGAGGAUUUGGAUGCAAGGCUUCUGUCCAAGGACCGGUUUUGCGGCGUUGGAUUGGGAUUAAACAGAGGGAUCUUGGUUACCCGGUCCCGGCCUUUUAUUCUACGGGUUCAUACUGGCACUGAAUUGUCUCCUCGUAAUGAUGCAGGGUUCCUUUUUGUUUAUAACUUGAUCGACAAAUGUUAGUGGUAUCUAAUUCUAUGAAAUAUGCAACUCUUUAUUUAAUAUAUUUUAUGGUCUUCUAGCACCAGA